Molecule: messenger RNA, 1560 nt
Organism: Cylindrotheca closterium
Lineage: Eukaryota; Bacillariophyta; Bacillariophyceae; Bacillariales; Bacillariaceae
Source: the annotation of a GenBank genome assembly
AUGAAAGCAUCAGGUGAUGAAACACUAGAAGGAAAUCACGAUGUGGAAAACGUCCGGGAAACUGAAGGGCUUAUAAAGUAUGAUAGUGUGUUACCCAACGUGGAUCGAAAAUGUAGAAGUGAAGACGAAAUCAACCAUGCUCGAAAACUUCUGUACUUUUCCCAUCUUUUUGAUCAGUUUUCAGAAGGAACGUGGCAAUUCUGUUUGGUGCUCUUCCUCGCUGCCUUUUCAAAUUUUGAGUCUCUGGUCCUGAUCAGUACCUACGGUCUGUGCUCGGGUCUAUUCGUCUGCUACUUUGGGCCUCGAUUAGGUCGCUUCAUUGAUGGAACCGACCGACUGUUUGCUGCGAGACUCUUCAUUGGAUUGCAAAGUUCAGCAGUUCUUUUGGCGACUACCUGUUGUUACAUGCUUCUUGCGGCAGAUCACAUGUCAGACGAGAGCCAGGAUUCGAACAACGGCUACGGUGUGCCUACUGAUGCCAAAUCGUUGUUUUUGUUGGUUGGGGUGCAUCUUUUGGGAGCGAUUGCACAAGUUUUGGAUAAUGGCUUUACAGUAGCGAUUGAGCGAGAUUGGAUUGUAGUGAUGAGUCAGUAUAUUAUGUUCUCGUCUGAGGAGGAAUCUGAUAACCUGCAAAGGCAGAAGCAAUGGCUAUCGGAAACCAAUGUGGUGCUCAAACAAAUCGACUUGAGUUGCAAAAUUCUGGCGCCAGCUGUUGCCGGUUUCGUCGUUUCAGGUUGGGGUGGUGAAGGUGAAAACCACAAUGUAUCGGAUCUCAAGUCUGCUGCUUUGUUCGUGGGGUGUCUGUGCGCAGUAGCUUUGGUUGUCGAAUACAUAUGCUCUACAAAGAUUUUCUACACAGUAAAUACUCUUCAGAUAAAGCCGCUUCCUAUAGUCAGCGAAGACUCGAACGACCCUGGUUCAAAUGGAACCAAAUGUGGUAUCUUCGCGUUACCAGUAGGACUGAAGGUUUUCAUGAAUCAAGAAGUGUCUUGGGCAGGCAUAAGUCUCUCAUUCCUAUACUCGAAUGUCUUCACAUUCGGUGCAAUCAUGACAGCUUACUUGGUUUGGCGGGGCAUGGCGCUGGAACAGAUUGGAAUAUGGAGAGGAGUAUCCGCGGCACUUGGCCUUGCAGGCACUGUUGUAUAUAAGUUUCUAUCCACGCAAAUGGAUUUAGUCAGCUCUGGAAUGUUGAGUGUCACUUUUCAAUUCUGUUGCUUGAGCCUCUGUUAUGCUUCCCUCUUUGUGGAAGACUUGAAUGUGUCAUCUAUCAUGUUGAUCGCUGGUGUCUGUUCAAGUCGAAUCGGACUAUGGGUUUUUGAUAUCUCGGUGACCCAGCUGAUGCAAUUGAAUGUUGCGGAUGAUGUUCGAGGGGAAGUGGGCGGAGUUCAAUCAUCUUUAAACUCGUUCUUCUUUUUACUAUCCUUUGGCCUUGGAAUUUUGCUGCCAGACCCAGCAUCUUUUCACGUAUAUGCCAGUAUUGGGUACAUUUUUGUGGCUGCUGCAGCAGUUUGCUUUGCUGUUGGAGUCUAUUCCAAGCGCGAUAGUCUCGCCAAGGCUUGA